AUGGCGACCGCCGAAAUGAGCUUGCCUGACAAGAAACCGGAACACGAGUCGGGAUAUUACGAAGGCAGCGACCAGGAGGGCAGCAUGGAGUGUGGUUGCCCCUCUCCCGUUAGCUCCAGAAACUCGUCCCACUCGGCCAAGCUGAAACGGAGGCAGAGUGCACACAAGCACAAAAAAGUGGCAUGUAAGAAGGCUCGCACGGAGCACGUCAAUGGCUGCAUGAGCAAUGGACAUAUGGAUAAUAGUGUUGAGAUAGUAGAGUGUACCAAUUUGCCAUCAGUGAAAGAUGUGAACAAUACUGAAGAAGUGGUUCCGGAAGCAGGACCAAGUAGUAAACGUAGUAGUUCUGUGGAACUGAUUGGAGGCACUGUGCCAGCCCCGGCCAGGGACUCAGUGGAUUGGAAUUUGGUAGACGCUAGUAAAAUUCGGAAAAGAAGUAAAGUUAACCUUAACGGCGCGUCCAAAGUGGAUAUAUCACAUUUCGACCUGCUCAAAGUUCUCGGGACGGGAGCUUACGGGAAGGUGUUUCUAGUUAGAAAAAGAUGCGGCGUCGACGAGGGCAAACUUUACGCAAUGAAGGUCCUCAAGAAAGCCUCAAUUGUACAGAAGCUGAAGACGGCGGAGCACACUCGGACGGAACGACAGGUCCUAGAGGCAGUACGAGCCUGCCCGUUCCUGGUCACACUUCAUUACGCCUUCCAGACGGACGCUAAACUGCAUCUCAUAUUAGAUUACGUAGCCGGAGGUGAGCUGUUCACCCACCUUUACCAACGGGAGCAUUUCCACGAAAACGAGGUUCGGAUAUACAUCGCGGAGAUCAUCCUGGCGCUCGAGCAGCUGCAUAAGCUUGGCAUCAUCUAUCGGGACAUCAAACUGGAGAACAUACUUCUGGACGCCGAGGGUCACAUAGUGCUGACGGACUUUGGAUUGUCCAAGGAGUUCUGCGGCGGUGAGAACCGGGCGUACAGUUUCUGCGGCACUAUCGAGUAUAUGGCACCAGAGGUGGUCAGGAGUGGCAGUCAAGGGCACGAUAUCGCGGUGGACUGGUGGUCGGUGGGUGUGCUGACUUACGAGUUGCUCACCGGCGCUUCCCCGUUCACGGUGGAGGGCGAGAGGAACACGCAGCAGGAGAUCACGAAGCGUAUCGUCCGUUGCAGUUAUCCGGUGCCCAAUGAUGUUAGUCCAGAAGUCCAGGACUUUAUUAAGAAACUCCUGGUGAAAGAUCCGAGGCGUCGACUCGGCGGCGGUGAUGGCGAUGCCGAAGAACUGAAGACGCACCCGUUCUUCCAGGAUUUGGACUGGGGUGCGGUGGCCCGUAGAGAAGUCCCGGCGCCGUUCGUCCCUGCUCUUUCGCACGCGGCUGACACGUGCAACUUCGCGGAUGAGUUCACUCGCAUGCCCCCAACCGACUCCCCAGCUCAAGCGCCGAAGCACCACGACAAACUGUUUCUGGGUUAUUCAUACGUGGCCCCGAGCAUUCUUUUCUCGGAGAACAUAAUUUCGGACCAGAUAUGGAUGCAGGUGACCGGCCAAAAGCACGACAAACUGAAGGGAUGGGUGGCUAAGGACUCUCCGUUCUUCCAAAAGUAUGCAGUGGACUUGAGCAGUCCCCUCCUCGGCGACGGCUCGUAUUCCGUGUGCAGGAAAUGUAUAAACAGGCAGACCGGCAAGGAGUACGCUGUUAAGAUAAUCUCAUCACAAAAGAAGGAUGUUAAACAAGAAAUAGAGUUGCUCAAAACGUGUCAAGGAUGUCCUUACAUAAUCACUCUACACGAAGUUUUUCAUGAUUCGGCUUUCACCUACAUCGUAAUGGAGCUGGCAUCUGGUGGGGAGUUAAGCGGACAACUGUCUGGCGGCUUGGGCGAGAAAAUCGCUCGGAGGCUCUUGGCUCAACUGGCUUUAGCCACGAGGCACAUGCAUGCAAGGAAAACUGUUCAUAGGGAUCUCAAACCCGAGAACAUCUUGCUGACUUCAACGCGUCUGAACGAAGCGAAAGUGAAAGUGGUCGACUUUGGUUUCGCCCGAAAUAUGCCGGAGACCGAAGAGAGGCAGCGCAUGAUGACCCCUUGCUUCAGUUUGCCGUACGCAGCUCCGGAGGUGGUGUCGUGUGCUCGCUCGUCCAGCGCGCCGGGCUACGGGGCCUCCUGUGACCUCUGGAGCCUGGGCGUCAUCUUUUACUGCAUGCUAUGUGGAAAGGCGCCCUUCCAACCUGUGUCCAAAAAGGAACCCGUGACUGCGUUUAUGGAUAGGAUCAGAACUGGAAGCUUCACCAUGGAGGGAGCAAUCUGGGACAGUAUAUCGAGCGACAGUAAGCGCAUUGUAGCUGGCCUGCUCUCCGCGGAGACGUCGAGGCUCUCCGUCAACGAACUGUUGACCGAGCUGGGCUUCACGUCCGAUGAGAGCGCUGGCUUCCAGCUUGCUGACAUGACUAAAGCGGACCUCUACAAACGACGCAGCAAGAACAAACAGCGUAAAUCGAGCACCUCCGAACCUGGGACUUCCUCGCAGAGCGAACAAACGGACCUCGAACCGAAGGAGACCUCACUGUUAGAAACAAUCAACAAUCUUAAGAGCAGGAUGAAUAAGAAUUCGAUAGAUGAUGACGUAGAAUUAAUAAGAGCUAACACCCAAGACACUCCAGUCGCAGAAGAGAGUGAACCGAGUUAUCAGGAUGAUAUCAAUGAUGAUGUACCAUCAGUGAAACCAGUCGAAAAGACCUACGGAAAGUCUAGAUCUAAAUUAGACGACUACAUCUAUAUAGAGAGCAGUCAAGGCUUAGACGAAACAGAAGUAGCAUUCCCUAAAGAAAGCCGGGUAAAGAAAGCAAAGGAACCCGAAUCGCCUGUCCCCAGAAAACGCAGAAAAAUAGAGACAAGGCAAUCUCAAAAAGAAACUAAAGUCAACGGAGAGAGUAAUAAGGAGUUGCCUAAAAAGGUUGAAACUAAACGAGGUAGAGGCAGACCUAGAAAGGUGCCGGAAGAGGCGAGAGUAUUGAGGAGUAAGAGUUUGGAGAAAGAGAAGAAAAAUAGAGCCACCAAAGAGUCUAUCGAAAACGACAAGAGCACUGCCACCAAAACGACUAGAAAGAGGAGAUAUGAAGAGAUAUCCAAGCCAGUGCUGAGGGAGAAGGGACAAAACGGACACUCUUCUCGGAAGAGUAGUCAAGAAACUAAAACAACGGAACCGGUGACACGGAAAGUUGUCAGAGCGAAAAAGACCUUACAGCCGUUACAAUUGGAUAUAGAUCAGAAUGUGAGAAUGACUCGUUCCAGAAGGAGGAGAUUAGAGAUAAGUCUUUCUCCUUCUGAGGUAAAGAGCGUGAUACCGGCAUUCUCUUUCGAAUCGGACCGUCGCGUGAACUCAGUCGAGAGCAACAGAUCUAAUACCAAAGCGAAUUCGCGCAAGAACGCGAAAGUUAGCAAAGCAAAAAAGACACCGGUCAGAGCGACGCGUUCCAGAGGGAAUCGCAGGUGA
Messenger RNA from Parnassius mnemosyne (clouded apollo), 3474 nucleotides. The record is from the annotation of a GenBank genome assembly. Lineage: Eukaryota; Metazoa; Arthropoda; Insecta; Lepidoptera; Papilionidae.